UCACAUUAUUUUGGUGUGAUUUUUUUUUGACGCCACCGAGUAAAUAAUACGUUGAUUUGCCCGAAAAUAUACGACCCCAUGGAGGCGCCGCCGUCGUAUCCCGAUUUGGCGACCCUGUGCCGGCUGUGCCUCAAGGAGCACCAGGAUGCGUACGCGAUCUUCGAGGCGGACGAUGCCCAGCUCUCGAUUCCCGUGCGCCUGAUGGCCUGCGUCGCUUUGGACGCCAAGGCGACGGACAGUCUGCCCAAGCGGAUCUGCCGGGAGUGCCGCUACCAGCUGGAGAAGUCCUUCCUCUUCCGCCAGCGCUGCCAGUGGGCGGAGAAGAAGCUGCGCAAGCACAUCCGCUUAUUGGGCCUGGGCAAGCGAAGUCGCGUCUUCUCCAAGGAUCCUGACGACUACGACGAGGACGAGCUGGAGUUCGAGGACUCCAUCGGCUUCAUCGAGGCGCAGGACAAGGAGCGCCGGCUGGAGGACGAAAAAUGGCGCGAGGAGUUCAAGGAGGAGCAGGAAGCGGAGUUCAGCAAGCGGCUGGUCAAAUCCCGCCUAGAACUGCGAGCCAAGCUGACCACGGAGCUGCGCAAGGGACUCGCCGAGGAGGUGCGCAACCAGGUGAGGGAGGAGCUGGCCCAAGAGGUGCGCAACCAGGUGAGGGAAGAGCUGCGCCAUGAGGUUAGCGAGGACGUGCGGAAGGAGCAGCAGGCCAUGCUCCUGGGCGAACUGGAGGUGUAUCUCAGCGAGAAGAAGGCCGGUCAGUGGGAGCCCCUGGAUGGCUCUGAAGAGCCGGAACCAAAGGCGCAGGUCAAGGAGGACUCCUCCUCUGCCAGGCACAAGCUGAAAUUACCCCACAAGCGGCGCCUCAGUUCGCCCAGCAAGCCACCGACCAUGAAGGCGGAAAAGGAAGAGGAAUACGUGCUGGGGAGCAACUCAAACAUGGACAUGGAGGCCAUCGAACUGGAGGAGGAAGUGCCCACGGAGGAUGGGGAGGAUGACUUCAGGGACAUUAAAAUGGUCGGAAGCGGGGAUGUGGUGCACACCGAGGAUGGGGACAUCUACAUUAUAAAUGCGCAGGACCAGAAGCCAGAAUCCCCGCCAGAAUUCGACGAAGACAACGAAAUCACGUCCUACAAUAUCAAGGAAAACGGCGAGAUUCAGUUCAGUGGCGAAAAAUCGGAGGGAAACGAGGACGUGGUUGUGUUUAACCUGGGUGAAGAGAUGUCUGAGGAGCAACAGGUCUUUAAUUUCGACGAGAGUGUCAUUAUUGUGGAAAAGGAGCAGCUGAACAGUGACGAACAGACGCCAGUGAAGCGAAAGAGAUCGAGUGAGUUGGUGUUCAAGCAGGCCUCCAGUUGCCCGCAACCGAAAACCGGGCGGGUAACGGACACGGUCAAGUCCUUCCAGUGCCAUUUGUGCCCGGUGGCCUUUGCCACGCAGAAGCUGCUGACGCGCCACCACAAUACGCACAUCAAGGGAUUGAAGAGCGGCAAGGGCGGUACACUGAAGUGUCCCAGCUGCUCGCUGCAGCUGUCCUGCGCCAGCUCCCUCAAGCGCCACAUGAUCAUCCACACGGGCCUGAAACCCUACAAAUGCACCGAGUGUGAGCUGUCCUUCUCCCAGCGCGAAGUGCUCAAGCGUCACAUGGACACGCACACGGGAGCCAAGCGCCAUCAGUGCCCCCAAUGCUCGAGUUGUUUUGCCCAAAAGUCCAACCUGCAACAGCACAUAGGUCGCGUGCACAUGGGCAACUCUCGGACGCACAAGUGUCACCUGUGCCAGCGCAGUUUCAACCACGUUUCGGGGCUCAGUCGCCACCUGGUCACCCACGCUGGCGUCAUGUUCUCCUGCAAGCAGUGCGGCCGGCAGUUCAACGAUCGCAGCGCCGUUCAACGCCAUGUGACGACCAUGCACAAGCCGAAGGACAAAUCGGCGGACUACGUAUCUGAAAACGAGAUCAGCGAAUCCGACUUUCAACCAGUGUCGUUAUAGGAAAGUCCUUAGAGCUGUUUUACAAAGACCAAGUUUUACUCUGAAUAUUUUACAACUUUAUUCGCGAACUUCAAGUGCCCACAACAGUUGGCACCAAAUAUAUUAUCAACAUGAUAGUUUUAAAACAUUUAGAAAACAUGCAGCGUUAAACAGUUUAGCAAACAAAUACAAAUCGGAACAUUUGGAACAGCUCUGUAACAGGAUACCAUAUAGCUAGACGUACAUUUUACAAUAUCAUUUUAAUAAAUACCACAUAAGACGAUGUACAAUUUGAUAGGCAAAUACACGUAUUUUUAAUAAACUCAA
Drosophila takahashii is the source of this 2289-nucleotide messenger RNA. Lineage: Eukaryota; Metazoa; Arthropoda; Insecta; Diptera; Drosophilidae. The record is from RefSeq and is a predicted model, not a curated record.